UUCCCUUACUCUGGUUACUCUGGGUAGGAGAUCUUGGACUCUCCACCAGGAGCUACGGGCGCGGAGAUCAUCCACAUCUGGGCUGCCUUUCCGCAAAUGGCGGGCGCCGUUGUUCACGUUUGGAAGAGUCAGUACGGGAUUUGAAGGCUUACGCAGCUUCUCUAUUCGGCGCUAUCAGCGAAUUAGCCAUUACAAAUAGUAAUGGCCACCGGUCAGAGCAGAUACAGCGGACAUUGUGGGCUUACUAGACGACGGACCGUCCCGUCGAGUCGCGCAGCCCUGGCCUUGGCCGUGUCACAUGCGAGCUCUGCGAAAGCAUGUGAAGUUGGGCUGGAACUGGGGGUGACGAGCCUGCCCCGAAGGCUGCCGACUCUCGGGAAGUGUGGGAAACCUCGGCUAUACGGAGCUGGAGCUGUGUACUCUUCAGCUUUGCAGCUUUCCAGUUCAGGUCAGUCUCUGGCCUCCAAUCAGCGCAAUCAGAGCCGAGAUCAGCGACAGCGGCCGCAUGGCCCUACCAACUCUAGACUCUCCCAGGGUAGAAUCCGCAGGUCCUCACCUCAGCGCUUGUCUGCAGGCUUACAUCUGCUGCAAGAUCCACCAUUAUUAGGCGUCCAGUGUCUCAUCGACGCCUAAGCCCAGCCGCGCGGGUCCUGCGGUAGUGUGAUAAAUCUGUACAACCUCACUUGCCCGUAUGGUCUCAAGUAAUCCUUGUCUACUGCUUGUUUUUGGCCCCCAUACUGUGUCCUGCGUUGUCGGAAAAAUUCGGGGUCGCAAAACAAGAGCUUCUCAAAGUCUAGAGCCCACAGUGAUGACAG
Molecule: messenger RNA, 815 nt
Organism: Aspergillus novofumigatus IBT 16806
Lineage: Eukaryota; Fungi; Ascomycota; Eurotiomycetes; Eurotiales; Aspergillaceae
Exons: 1
Coding region: 202-633 (143 amino acids)
Source: RefSeq, a predicted model, not a curated record